Molecule: messenger RNA, 1063 nt
Organism: Nymphaea colorata (pocket water lily)
Lineage: Eukaryota; Viridiplantae; Streptophyta; Magnoliopsida; Nymphaeales; Nymphaeaceae
Product: protein MIZU-KUSSEI 1-like
Exons: 2
Coding region: 166-927 (253 amino acids)
Biological process (GO): hydrotropism
Source: RefSeq, a predicted model, not a curated record
CUCUCUCUCUCUCUCUCUCCCCUUCUCUCUUCCAGAGUCCUAUGCCUUUCUUGAAUUAGCAAUCUUCAAAUUCUUUUACCAAUUUAUCUAGUUUUCUGCCCCGCCGUUUGUCAGCAUAUCCUACAAGACUGCAAUCUUUUUCUCUCUCUUUCUUCACCAAGCACAAUGCAACGACCUGCCAUCUACCGGCGGUCGACCAGCAGGUCCAGCCGCAUCACCACCUCUGAGGAAUCAUCAUCUUUUUCUCCCAUUUCCAACACAUCACCCUCCCAGAAGUCACCAGCACCAACGGCGCCGUCGCCGACUUCUCUUGCCCACCUCCUCCGCUUCUCCCUCGUCCAAUGCUGCUCCCCGGCCAGCACCGCCACUAUCCCUGCCACCACCCCCUCCUUCUUGGACUCUUCCCCUGACGAUCGCCCCUCCUUCUCCGGCACCAUCGUCACGGGUACCAUCUACGGCCACCGCCGCGGUUACAUACGCCUCUGCCUCCAGCAGGACCGCCUCGCUACCGCCCCUCCUCUCCUCCUGCACCUUGCCAUCCCCACAAAGCUUCUCGCCCAGGAGAUGAGCUCCGGCAUCGUCCGUAUCGCCCUGGAAUGCAACCGCCAACGUGACGGUUCCCGCGACGACUCAGGUGGCGAACCACCUCUACAUGCUGUUCCCAUAUGGACCACGUUCUGCAAUGGCCGGCGGUUUGGCUUUGCCGUGCAGAAGCGGCUGACGGAGAAGGACCGGCUUGUCCUUAACGCCGUGCAGUCGACGUCCGUUGGAGCGGGAGCCAUCCCGUCGGAGGACGGCGAGGUCAUGUAUCUGCGGGCUGGGUUCCGUCGAGUCGUUGGAUCGUCAGACUCCGAAUCUUAUCAUCUCAUCAACCCGGACGAAGCCGGCGGACAGGAGCUCAGCAUCUUCCUGCUGAGAACAGGCUGAGGAUUCGCGGGACUUCUUUGAGGCAACAUGCAAACUAUAGUUCUAUUUAAAUGGUAUGACGAUGGAUGGACAUGAUUGCUGAUCCGGUGGCUCCUCCGAAACCAUCUGGUUGAAUUUUUCUUUGCAAGUCGCUGCU